Molecule: messenger RNA, 1092 nt
Organism: Hyaloscypha bicolor E
Lineage: Eukaryota; Fungi; Ascomycota; Leotiomycetes; Helotiales; Hyaloscyphaceae
Exons: 2
Coding region: 1-1092 (363 amino acids)
Source: RefSeq, a predicted model, not a curated record
AUGGCACCGCCGGCCAAGAAGCAGAAGGUCAACAACUCAAAGUCUCUCAUAGUCUUCCAAUCACCCGGUCUCAAGCCAGAUGUCUCCCUGAAGGUCUUCGACGUUGAGUUUCACGUCAACUCAACCCUGCUGAAGCUUCAUUCUGCAUUCUUUCGCACGUUUCUUGAUUCGGCCGAUAAGGUUACCUCAGCUUCGACCAAUAUCACCGCCAAUGCUGAUUCCGGAAGUGGUUCAACUUCUGAUACUACCCCGCCUGAGGCCUCUGCUACAAGAGAGUCUAUGGUUUAUGGUGAAAUGAAAUACAAGUGGGUCACGAAGGUUGACGAAGGUGAGAAGGACAAAUGGCAUCUCGUCGCGGACAAUCCGAAGGCGGAAAUGUUCGAGAAACUUCUGUCCAGCGUCUAUCUUAGGCCAUACAGCAUCGAUUCCAUCCUCAAACUCACGGACUUGACUGAUAUGGCGGACUAUUACCGGAUGCUACCAAUUGUCUCUCACACACUCUCAAACGCCCUCCUCGACAGCCAGGAGUUUAUAAAACAGAUAAAUACAAACCCCUGUGUCGUUUUCAAAGCUGCCGCUAAGCUGCGCCACAAAGUCCUUUUCAGAGAGGCUCUCGUCUGGGUUGUCGCUGACUGGAGGUUUCCGGCUUUCAAGGAGGAUGGAGAGCUUCUCAAUCCCAGACUUCGACAAGUUGCCAGAUGCGUUUAUGGUGAAAUAGCCACAAUGGUUUCAAGAUCUACCAGCAAAAUUAUGGAUGGCUUUCUUGCCGCUGGAUGCACCGAAUGGUUGGAGAGCUUUGGCAAGGGAGUCAUUGACCCACAGAAAGAGGAGCAUUGGGACGCAUGUGACCUGUAUCUAUCCGAUCGACCGGCUUUGAGUUUGCCAAAGUUCUUCCAAAACAUAGUCUACAAUGAUGACUUGCCAUACGAUGUCUCGAUAGAUCCAUUGUAUCUCUCCGACCUGCUUCGGAACAAUCUUGUUCUUGACCAGGCCGGAAGAGUGGCUGGCGAAGGAGACGAGAAAGACUGCUUUCUUUGUGCAAAAAUUGAGGAUGAGGACCUGCCAUGGGACCCCGAAGAGCAUGACUGGUAA